Ostertagia ostertagi is the source of this 414-nucleotide messenger RNA. The record is from the annotation of a GenBank genome assembly. NCBI's taxonomy places the organism in Eukaryota, Metazoa, Nematoda, Chromadorea, Rhabditida, Trichostrongylidae.
AUGCUUCCAUCUUCAGUAUAUGGACAAUUGAGUGAUCCGUUGGUGCAGGCAGCAGCGGCAGCCUUGGCAUCCGCCGGAACGGAUUCAGUCAUAGGAAGUCGUGACACAAUGUUCACGAAAAUCUUCGUCGGUGGUCUACCGUAUCACACCAGUGACAAGACCCUCCACGAAUAUUUCGAACAGUUUGGUGAUAUUGAAGAGGCCGUCGUGAUCACCGAUCGUCAAACGCAAAAGAGUCGAGGAUACGGCUUCGUAACAAUGAAGGACCGUGCAGCUGCCGAACGCGCUUGUAAAGACCCGAAUCCGAUCAUCGACGGACGGAAAGCAAACGUCAAUUUGGCCUACCUAGGCGCAAAACCACGUACCAAUGUUCAACUCGCCGGUAGGUAUACCUUCUGUCUACUAUUAAAUUAG